Zea mays is the source of this 659-nucleotide messenger RNA. RefSeq names its product RAN GTPase-activating protein 2-like. The coding region runs from base 42 to 659 and encodes 205 amino acids. Gene Ontology annotation, molecular function: GTPase activator activity; protein binding. Lineage: Eukaryota; Viridiplantae; Streptophyta; Magnoliopsida; Poales; Poaceae. The record is from RefSeq and is a predicted model, not a curated record. The transcript has a single exon.
GAAGUUCUGCUGUCCAGCUAUAUGCAAAGGAAUCAAGCAAGAUGAUGUUGGAAGUUCUGAGAAAAGGCCCAAGGACUACUGCAGAAUUGGAGGCACCUGUAGCUGAUACAUCUCUUGUGUCUGCUGAUGCACCUCGUGUGCUUGCUGAUACUGUACUGGAUAUAUCUGGUGGGGAGCGUGCUUUUAUUGAGGCAGAUGAAGCAAAGGAACUGCUUAGUCCACUUACCAAACCAGGGAAUUCAUAUAAAAGAAUUUGCUUUAGCAACAGGAGCUUUGGUAUUGGUGCUGCUAAUGUUGCUGGUCCAAUUCUUGAUUCAGUUAAGAACCAGCUCACAGAGGUUGACAUCUCAGAUUUUGUGGCAGGAAGGUCUGAGGAUGAAGCCCUUGAUGUGAUGCGCAUAUUCUCCAAAGCAUUAGAGGGUUCUGUCCUGAGAUAUCUGAACAUCUCUGACAAUGCUUUGGGUGAGAAGGGUGUCAGGGCAUUCAGUGAGCUCCUGAAAUCACAGGAAUCCCUGGAAGAACUAUAUGUGAUGAAUGAUGGCAUAUCAGAGGAAGCUGCGAAAGCUCUAUCUGAGCUUAUUCCUGCAACUGAGAAGCUUAAGGUUCUCCACUUCCACAACAACAUGACGGGAGAUGAAGGUGCUAUGUAUAUAAUAUGA